This is a messenger RNA of Acipenser ruthenus (sterlet), 4451 nucleotides long. RefSeq names its product ceramide synthase 1-like. Gene Ontology annotation, molecular function: sphingosine N-acyltransferase activity. Bases 657 to 1784 code for a protein of 375 amino acids. The transcript has 7 exons. NCBI's taxonomy places the organism in Eukaryota, Metazoa, Chordata, Actinopteri, Acipenseriformes, Acipenseridae. Gene Ontology annotation, cellular component: membrane. The record is from RefSeq and is a predicted model, not a curated record. Gene Ontology annotation, biological process: ceramide biosynthetic process.
AAUACAGAACAAACGGGGAUGGUCGCGGUUACAUCAGUCUGGUGCAUUGCUUAACACGGGCUGGCGGAGGCGACCGGAGGCGGUGUGCCCUGCCAUUUUUCAAGUGUUUCUUCAGUCCUUUGUCUCCAGCAAAAAAAAGUGCCCUAACUGAUAAUGUGAAGGUUGCGUUGCAUUCGAGAAUAAAGAAAGAAACGCCGCGGGAUUUGAAUUUUACAGAUUGCUGCACCACAAUUGCGUUUUUUUUAAUUGCAUUUAUUUAUUUAUCAGAAGCACCGCUGCACUGAAACAGAUACAGUAAGCAAUUUGAAGACAACACUGCAGAUUUAUGUAUAGCCUAAACGUUUUGUGUAAAAUGUAGCGCUUUAAGUGUAUCUCAGAACAAAACGCUAUUUUUUUUUAAACGAGACACCUGCCAGUUGUCUUGAAUCACACCAGUGCAGAAUUGCAUCUGUAUUAGGGGGGGAAACCAUACGGCGUGACUGAGAAAUGAGGCUGGGAUACUGUAUCUCGCAUUAGAAAACAGCUUAAUAAGCAAAAGCGACAACCUUGUCCUGUCCUGAGAGGCACGGAGGUGGACAUUCUGGAUAGCUAACAGCGGCUAAAACGGACCGCCGCCUCUUCUUCGCCCUGUUCUUUUAUUAAUAGAGGUUUUUAAAAUGGGAAGACCACCUCAAGCGGACGGUAAUAUCAGCGUCAGGACGGUGGAGCCCAUGCCCGGCUAUGCGGAUCUUAUAACUAGGAGCUGUUCGGCUUUGCUCAGUGCCUUCAACGAGUGCCGGGGCUGCGGGUUUGAGCUGUCUAAAAGGACGCUGUUGGAAAACGCCAUCUUAACUUGGAGCGACAUCGUGCUGUUUGCGGUGUGUGCCCUGGGGUGGACAGUGCUGCGACAGGCGCUUUCUGCGUAUAUAUUCCGGCCGCUGGGACGCUGGUGCGCUCUGCAGCCCAAGGAUGCGUCGAAAAUGCCGGAGAGCGUGUGGAAACUGCUCUUCUACACGGCAUCCUGGUCCUACAGCUUCUACCUGCUCUUCUUCACUCAGUACACCUUCUUCCAUGACCCGCCCUCCGCCUUUUACGACUGGAAACGAGGGAUGGCGGUGCCCACUGACAUCGCGGUGGCCUACCUGAUCCAGGGCAGCUUCUACGGGCACGCGAUCUACGCCACACUGCACAUGGACGCCUGGAGGAAGGACUCGGCCGUCAUGCUGCUCCACCACGUCAUCACCCUGGCGCUCAUCACCUUCUCCUACGCAUUCAGGUAUCACAACGUGGGAAUCCUGGUUCUCUUCCUGCAUGACGUAAACGACAUCCAGCUGGAGUUCACCAAGCUCAACGUGUACUUGAAGAACCGGGCUGGAGUCUACCACCUCCUCAAUGACCUGGUCUCCAACCUGGGCUGUGUGAGCUUCGGCACCACCUGGUUCUGGUGUCGUCUUUACUGGUUCCCUCUUAAAGUCCUCUACACCACCUGUGUCUCCAGCCUGCAGUCUGUUCCCAAUAUCCCUUUCUACUUUUUCUUCAACACUCUGCUGUUUGCGCUCACCCUGAUGAAUAUCUAUUGGUUUCUGUACAUUCUGCUGUUCGUGGUAAAGGUGCUGACAGGGCAGAUGACGGAGGUGAACGAUGUGCGGGAGUACGAUAUCGAGGAUAGCAGGAAGACCGCUCUGCACAAGAAGCAACACGAGCGACCCCAUCACAACUCCUGGAAAGAACGGACGCGCUUGAAGAACGGCAUUGUGAAGGACAAGCGCUUGAAGAACGGCAUUGUGAAGGACAAGCGCUUGUAACGGCCCCGUAGCACCACCUUGUGGCGGAGAGCUGCACUACAAGCCCAGAAGAUCACCCUGCUCUGUAUCCAAGUCAAUGUAAAUAUGCUUUGCAAUUCUAGAAACCAUUCUAGACGCCUUUUUAUAUUUCAGAUUGCACUGUAAAAGGUCUUAGUGUGUUUGAGUUGAUUUUCUCAUUUUCGCCUUCAAAACCGAGUGAAAUUGGACGCGGGAUCAAAUAGAAACAGUUGGGGGACCUUGGCUGGGUUUGCAAAAAAAACCAAAAAAACAUUUGAAGUCAUUAAUGUCAAUUCACUAGCCCCUCGUGCAUGAAUCAGGCUCAGGUCACAAAUGAAUUGAGUUUGCUGGUCUCAGCCAAGCCCUUUGUUGGAUGUUACAAAGCCACAGGCGCAGUUCAGUGCAGCUGGCAGCCUUUUCUAGUACUGAGAGGCUCGGGACUUGACGUCAGGCAGGAGAGAGGCGCACUCGCUGGCAGAGCUGUGAGGGGACGGCCCUAUAGCACCUGCCUGCCUCAUAUACCUGACUGCAUCUAGUGCCACUGUCUCUGUCUUAAUCCUAAAAAAAAGAAGAAAGACAACUGUGUGAAUAAAGAGGGCUUACACUGCCUCUAUUUGUAAGUGGAAAUGGGUGUCACGUCUUAAGGUCACCCUAUUUAAAGAGGGGGGGGUGGGGAGUAAUGAGACGCUCUACAGUGACAUCACCCUCCCUCCGUUGCACACUAAAUCUUGUAUAGAAACUUCACACUAAAAACACUUCCUAAAUCCAGUGUAUCUGACUUGCCAACUCCAUAUACCUUUUAAUAAAGCUACGGAGAAUACUCCUGAUCUUGGGAGCUUUCUGGUGCCCAUAGAAAGCAGAAUUGGUGUGCAGAAGCCUCCUCUUUAUUAUAUUCAGAAGAGCCAGGGAUCGGAUCUGGAGACGCAGCUCUAUUGUGAAGGUCCGUUACGCUGGAUCCACACCUGAUUCACUUUGCUGAGCUCAAGCAAGCCUCUAGCAAACCACGCUGUCUGAACUGGACAUCCCCCAGGUGAAAUUACUGCUGAAAAACUGAGCUCAACCGAUAACCCAACCAGUAGACUGUCUGGUAAAAGAGCAUACUGGGAAUCCACGCUUCACUGAACAUUCCUCGAUUCUUUUAAGAAAGACUUUCACUCUCUGGCUUCUUCACAACGAACCCUGUUGAGAUUUGAACUGAGCUGAACGACGUGAAGUCAAUGCAGAUUUUUCCACAGCAGGACAGCUCCGAAUGAUCUCGAUGUUUUGAACCCGCUCCACAGUAUUGCAUGCAGCUGCAUAUAUCUUGCUGUUCCCUUGACAAGUCAGAGGAUUCUGUUCUUUUGCACAGUGAACAUGUUUUUGAGCAAAUGCACGCAGCGAUCCGACACCUGUGUUGAGCGUUUCUUGAGAGUAUUUUUGUGCCUCUUCAAAACCUUUUAUUUGUUAAUGUUAAAAAAAGUCCCCUCAUUCCCCAAACUGGGUUUAAAUGCAUUUUUUUUGUUGCUUAAUUUUAUAUAUUUUAAUUGUAGAGUUUCUUCAAAUGUAAAACACAAAGCUCUCUAUUGAUUUUUUUUUUUUUUAAUGGUUAAAUAUAAUUUAGGAUGGAAAUGAUGCAUUUUUUAAAUGGUUCCUUUGGUUUCAUCACUGCAGAAGUUAGAAUGCACACCUCCAGUUUCGCUGUACAUUUCAUAGCAUAGCAUCAGUUACAGUGGUGUAGGACUUAUUAAAGCAACUCUUUGGGAAAUUGCACUCGGUUGUAUUACAUCAACAUGAUCUGAUUUCUAGUGAUCUAAGAAGUUCUGCUGUUAAUCAAAAGUCCCUUCAUAAUGUAUUACCUGGUCCAUCGAUUACAACCAGUAACUGCCCACACAGCAUCUUUGUAUUUUAAAAAAGUGAUAUAAUAGUAGAGGUCCAUACAGCAAUGCCCAAGGAUGAAUUAUUUAUAUAUAUAUAUAUAUAUCUCCUACAGUCUCCUACUAAAACCUUUUUUUUUUUUUUUUUUAAUUUCUUAGAUUUUGUAUUUAAAGUCAGAUGUGUUUCCAUCUUUAUUAUUUUUUUAAAAUAAUCCCAGAGUUGUGUAAAUGAAACUAGAGUCCCAUAUUUAAUGUACUGCACAUGGUUUUUGUGGUUGGUGUCUGGACAGUGUUGUCACAGAUCUAGUUGACACGUGUAACGUUUUGCAGAGAUGUGGUUCUUAAGCUACCCGGGUACAAUAGUCCCAUACCGGAGUUCCUGCAAGUCGUUGCACGGGUCUGCUUGGUGUACCGCAGGCUUGAGGAUCACAUUUCUUGCUGGCAUUGUAGUUUCCUUUCAGUCCUCUUAAACUGGUGGUGAACUCAAUAUUCAUGAGUUUUAAAGAGUAGGGGCCUGAUAAUGUACCAGCGACUAUUUUUUUAAUCGCAUUUGCUGAUUUUUCCUGGGACUUUUUGAUCUGCAGUUUCCAUUUGGCCCCGAACCAAGUGUUUGCACAUAUCCACACACAGAUUUCAACCCAUCACCCCUCUCCUCAUGCCAGGCAAGAAAUGUUGAACCCCAAUCCUUCUAAUUCUGCAUGCGUGAUCAGUGGAAAAAACAUAGAUAAGAAAUGGAUAUAUUUUUUUGUAAUAAAAUGUAAAUAUUUAAAACCACUGAAAUGUUAUCCGUUCACAAGAAUAAAACCUUUUUUUUUUU